AUGGCGGAAUUCGUGACCCGCUCUAUCGACAAUCUGAGCCAGGGUAUCACGGUCCGAGAUGCCAUGACUAGGCUGGGUCUCAGAGAUAAAAAGGACCUCCUUCCUGGGUUGGAGGUCCGACUUCUCCCUCACCAAGCUAUUGGGGUGGCCUGGAUGUUGGACCAAGAGCUCAAGUCUCCCCACAAAGGGGGCAUUCUUGCCGACGAGAUGGGUCUCGGCAAGACAGUCCAGAUGAUUGCGACUAUGGCCAUGAACCUGCCUAAACCUAACGAGAAAUACAGGAGCACUCUCAUAGUCGUACCCGCGGCUCUUCUACACCAGUGGAAAGAGGAACUCGAAACCAAGACAAACGAUGUCUUUAACAUCCACAUACACCAUGGGAAAGACAAGCUGAAGAAGCUGUCUGCUGUCCGCUCAUUCGACGUAAUUAUCACCACUUAUCAAACACUCAAUAUGGAUUUUGCAGUUCCCUCAGAUGUAGCAGACGACGAGGAAGCGGAGUGGCUCGCCGAGAACGGUGGUCUCCUAUCUCGCAUGCAGUGGUUUAGGAUAAUUCUGGAUGAAGCUCAAUUCAUUCGUAACAGGCGAGUCUUAUUCUACCUGCCUCGAGCUCCGGUAAGUCCUGAUCCAUUCCUCAAUACCUUCAGGACCACCCGGUCAAGCAAGAGUGUAGCGUUGCUACGAUCGAAGUAUCGGUGGAUGCUCACUGGGACUCCAGUUACAAACUCCUUAGCCGAUAUCUACGGUCUGAUUCGUUUCGGUCGAUUCCGACCGUGGAAUGACUGGAAUGACUUCAACGAAUAUAUUGCCAAGGUACAGUUGGAGGACACGGUCCUUGCGGGAAUGCGGGCCCAGGAAGUCCUCAAACCGGUCCUUCUCCGCCGCACCAAAGACGCAAAGUUGGAAGGAGAGCCGCUUUUGCAACUGCCUAAGAAGAAUGUCGAUGUCGUCGAGCUGGAGUUUUCGUCCGAAGAACGCGAUCUCUACGACUCUUUUGAGAAGCGGGUGGCAUUCAGGAUCAACCGAUUCUAUAGGGAGGGAACAAUUUUGAAGAAGUACGUCGUCAUGAUACUCCGGCUGCGGCAGCUGAGUUGUCAUCCCAACCUUAUCCUCAGUCUGGCUGAGCCCUAUUCGGACCCUACUCUGCUGGUAGCCAGUGAUACAGACCGAGAGAGGGCUCGCGCGGCGCAGUUGAUGGGACAGCCUUGGGUCGAUACGGUCAGUAGUAUUGCCCUUAAUUUUAUGAUGUACAGCUUCAUGGCCCGCGCUCGUAUGAUGAACUUCGAUUUCGACGAUGAGGACGAUGGUCCGGAAGCGUCCUGUCCGAUAUGUGGCGACUUCUACUCUAGCGAUAGCGGAAGAGUCCUGGCUUGCGGGCACCAAGUCUGCUUCGACUGCUUGUUGGACUUGCGCACUGCUCCCAUCGCGCACGACGGACAUUUCGGCGAAGGUAGUGAGCAGGAGAAUCUCAAAGCUGAGAAAGAGUACGAGGCAGCCGUAGCCAAGGGCUGGCGACCAUGCCCCACCUGCAAGAAAAUGAGCGACUGCUUCGACAAGGUCUUCCGCUCCUCCGCCUUUGAGCCUACUCCGGAGGAGAUGGAGAGGAUCCAGCGCGAGAAGCGGCAGGCGCGGAUGAAACGUCGCGCAAAGUCGCCGGAGGUGGAGGAGGCCCCUCAGGUCAUCGAUCUGGAUUCAGACGACGAGUUGCAGGACGUGUCGACGUUCCUCGCGUCGCGACUGUCCCCGUCUAAGGACAAGAAGAAUGUCAAGAAGGAAGCCGCGUCGGAAUCCGACUCUGAAGGUGACGUCUUCAGUGCUUCCUCCAAGAACAAGGGCAAGGGAAGGGCCAAAGAUGAAGACGACGAGGAAGAAGACGGCGGCGCGCCCAUCUCGAAGAAUCUGCUCGAGAUAUGGGGUCGAGGGGACCACAAUGUCGAGCCGAGCACCAAGAUGCUCGCCCUGAUCGACCUGCUGAAGGAGGCUGAAGCCGCCGGGGACAAGACCAUCGUCUAUUCCCAAUGGACGACCAUGCUCGACCUGACAGAGCUCUUGUUCAACCGAUACGGGAUCCGGUCCCUGAGAUAUGACGGGAAGAUGGACCGCGAGGCCCGCGAGCAGUCGCUGAUGAUCUUCAAGAAGAACGGCGGGCCGAAGGUGAUGCUUAUCAGCACCAAGUGCGGCGGCGUGGGGUUGAACCUUGUAUCUGCUAACCGGGUGGUCAAUAUGGAUCUGUCCUGGAAUUAUGCGACGGAGUCGCAGGCCUAUGAUCGUGUGCACCGGUUGGGGCAGGAGAAGGACGUGUUUGUCAAGCGGCUGAUUGUCAAGAACACGAUUGAGGAGAGGAUGCUGAAGUUGCAAGCCCUGAAAACAGAACUGGCGAAUGCUGCUCUUGGAGAGGGUACCGGCAACUUACACAAGCUGAGCGUGAAGGACAUUAUCAACGUGCGUCCUCGCAUGGUGCUGUCACGCCAUAUGUCCUGA
This is a messenger RNA of Gloeophyllum trabeum ATCC 11539, 2481 nucleotides long. RefSeq names its product P-loop containing nucleoside triphosphate hydrolase protein. NCBI's taxonomy places the organism in Eukaryota, Fungi, Basidiomycota, Agaricomycetes, Gloeophyllales, Gloeophyllaceae. The transcript has 25 exons. The record is from RefSeq and is a predicted model, not a curated record. The coding region runs from base 1 to 2481 and encodes 826 amino acids. Gene Ontology annotation, molecular function: ATP-dependent chromatin remodeler activity; ATP binding. Gene Ontology annotation, cellular component: cytoplasm.